Durusdinium trenchii is the source of this 1281-nucleotide messenger RNA. The record is from the annotation of a GenBank genome assembly. Lineage: Eukaryota; Dinophyceae; Suessiales; Symbiodiniaceae.
GCAAGAACAAAUAAGAUUGGACUUUUGUGAAGGCCCUGUCACCUGAGGGCAGCUCUUGACUUAGAGGGCCGCGGCUCGCACCGCCAGGAGCCUUUAUUGCACUGCUUGGGGAAGAACUUGGGCGAUCAGCAAUUCUCGGCGCUGUCUGCGAACUGCAGCACUGGGCUGGAGCUCACAGGGAGCUAUGCCACUUUCGCCUUUUUAGCAACUUUGCUAUAUUUCCUGUUACUCUUGGAGCUCUCCGUGUUCUCCACCAAGCUCUCGACCUUUGUCCUAGUAUGUGGACGCAUGGUGCAAGAGGCUGCUCAGUAUCUUUUCGCCCUGACCUUCGUGGUGAUCACCUUUGCCUGUGCGAUCGCCUCAUCGGACGUCAUGAACGAACAGUUCAUGAACAUUGGCCCGGCCAUGUUGAACCUCUCCCGCAUCAUGCUCGGUAUGUACAGCAGCGAUGAGUAUCAAUACCUGGAGCUUGAACCGAAGCUCUUGAUGUCCAUCAGCGUCUUCGUGAUUUGCACCACCAUCUUCUUGUUCAACCUCCUGAUCGCGCAGCUGAAUUGCGCGUACAUGGGCAUCUUCAAGGACAUGUUGGGCUACGCCAGGCUCAACCGAGGUUCGGUGAUUCUGGAGAACGUGAGCAGAUCCUCCAAGCACCGCUGGACCAAGUUUGUGGAGAGCUUACAGAUGGAUGAGAAGCUGGAGUUCAAUGAGGGCGAUAUUGGCUUGGCCGGUGGCAUCCAGGUCCUGGAGUCGGCCAGCGCCAAUCCGGUGACCUCUGACUCCAUCAAGAGGUACGGUGGCUCGACGUGCCCCACGGCACCGUGGCCUGAAACGGCCAACGAAGUGGACAUUGAGGAUAAGGUGGAUCGCUUGGAGAAGAUCAUCGAAAAGGCGGUAAAGCGGAUCACCAAAGCCAGCAACAAGUCCCAAUCGGGCUCCGGAGCUUCCUCCAUGGCCAGCGGCUCAUCAAGCGGCUCCAGCGGUGGCAUUUGAGUGCAAACGCACCAGAACCUGUGCGGCGCGUCAAAAGGCGUGCGAACGCAAGCCCUGGGCACAGCAAUGAGUGCUCGGUGCAGGGUUCGCCCAAUUGCCAUUUUGAUGCUUGCAGAAGCGAGGGGCUUUGAUCGACAGAGGGAUCAGACGCCUUCAGUUUACAUGUGUCUCCGAGUGAAUCUUCUAUCUCUUCGAUAUGCCAAAGCUUUGUGGGGGAGAGUCUCGUUGGAAGCGACGUGGAAUGUGCUGCAUGCUGAGCGAAAUCAGAGAGCAAGAGGUUUUCCUGGAACC